AUGUUUCUCGGAAAUGAUGAAAUUCAUGCGCGAAGAUGCUCAACGACGAGAGGAAGCACAACAAAACAAAUUGAGCAAUUGCGGGAGGAGGCUCUACGACGAGAGGCUGCUAUUAUCGAGCUGGUCAAGAGUCAAUCGAGGGUCAACCUAACCUUGGAAGGCAACAACGGCAAUGAGGCCAUCGCUCAGUCUGUCACGAUCCACCCUCCCGAAGAGUACAUCGAACGUCAAAUCACCGCUUUCACAUACGAUCCGGUUGUUGGACUCACUUUCGACAAGUGGUACGAAUGCACUGCCACAGUUUUUGUAUCAGACCGCGGCAAGCAAGUUCCGGAAUCUGAAAAGUGCGCCAUCAUUCGCUCAAAACCAACCUCGUCGGAUUACCAGACUUUCGCUGGAAAUAUUCUGCCUAAGAAGCCGGAAGAACUUACACUCAUCGACACCGUUAAGCACCUUAAGCAACUUUUCGGUCGCAGAGAAACGAUCUUCGCACGACGCUUCAAAGUCUUGCAGAUUCAGAAGAAAUCUGAUGAAUCCUUCGCUACGUACACAGCACGUGUCAAUCAGGCAGCAGAGGAAUUUGAGCUCUCUUCAUUCGACAGCGACGACCUAAAGGUGCAACUCUUCACACAAGGCCUCGCGGCACCGACCGAUUCACGCAUCCGCAAGAAGCUCAUGGAAUUGGUGGACGAUCGACUCACGAAGCGAACGGAGGAAGGCGAUGCACCUACGACGAACAAGCUCAAGAUCAACGACAUGCUUGCUAUUGCUCAACGCAUGAUGGUCCGAGAUGAAGAAAGCAAGGUCAUCGAGAACCAACCGAGCACCAAGCAAGAAGAAAUCGCAGCUGUUGCAAGCAAGCCAAGGGGAUCUAUCCCGAAGUGUCGCAUGUGCGGUGACACUCACUGGCAUCGCGACUGUCCAUUCAUCUCGAAGACCUGCGGGUCGUGCUCAGCAACUGGACAUAAGACGGGCUUCUGCAAAUCAGUCAGAGACUUCAACGAACGAAACAAGAAAAGGGGUAAGGAACCGACAACAGUAGUGCACAUCAACGGCAUUGGCGUGGUUCUCAAACACGACACGGGCUCAGAAUGGACGAUCAUCACCGAGAAGGACUGGAAACGAUGCGGCAGUCCCAAGCUCCUCCCAUCCAAGGAAACGGCUACCAGCGCCUCAGGAGGCGCCAUCGAGUCACUGGGCUCAUUUUCUGCAGUUAUCGAACUCAAAGGACGCAUCGGAAUUGUUCCAGUCCACGUCACAAAACGCAACCUGAGCCUCUUCGGCAACAAUGCACUUGAAGCCCUCGAACUUUGGGACCAACCCAUCACGACUUAUUGCGACAGCAUCGAGACGAACCCACUGGCAGAGGAGGUAAGAAACAAGUUUCCUAAACUUUUCUCGUCUUCUCUGGGUAGAUGUACCCUUCAGAAAGCAUCCCUCAAACUAAAGGAGGGAGCUCGAGUACCAUUCUGCCGCGCCCGACCAGUUGCCUUCGGAGUCCGCAGCACGCUCGACGAGGCCUACGACAAAUUGGUCGACUGUGGAGUCUUAAUAUACUGUAGAACUGACGAACCACGGGGUCCUUAUCCUUGCG
Vollenhovia emeryi is the source of this 1594-nucleotide messenger RNA. RefSeq lists its product as uncharacterized. The record is from RefSeq and is a predicted model, not a curated record. NCBI's taxonomy places the organism in Eukaryota, Metazoa, Arthropoda, Insecta, Hymenoptera, Formicidae. Gene Ontology annotation, molecular function: aspartic-type endopeptidase activity. Gene Ontology annotation, biological process: proteolysis. The transcript is spliced from 3 exons. The annotation marks the transcript as partial.